UAUCAUGCCAAAUUUUGUAAGUAUGCGAAGUUUCAUAAGAAUCCGUUGCAAACUCAUGAAAAAAUUUGUGGCCCCAAACUUGACAGUUUUUGCAAAGAAAAUGUUUCCUCAGUCGGGGAAAACCGUUGCUUUGGAGCACAUCUGUCACGCUACGGAGUCACGCGAGGAUUUGUGACAUUACAAUACCAGCUAUAUAAAGUACUCGUUGAAACACGUGCAAGUAGACAAUAUGGCGGCGUCCUCGAAACUCUACACACACGUUACAGUACAGUGUAAACGUUUGUAGGGAAGAUUUCAAAUGUAAAAAGAAGCAUGAAGAAAAGAAAAGGUGGAGAUGCAGACGAAGACGGAAUGCCGCAAAGGAAGAGAAAGGCUUCUAGUCUUGUAGACGAGAGGCAAAACAACAACAAACCGAGUGAGUUUUUGCGCACGGCGAAGGGGUUGUUACAGAGAGAACAGACAAGACUUGCGGGUUUGAAAAAACUUUUGAAUGCACUAAAUGGAUCGCAAAAUAAGGAAUCAGUGGAAAGCAUCGUCAAGGAGGGAGCAGAGUUUCAGGAGAUUUUCAAAAUUUUAGAAGGAGGCCGACACAAUCUUUCUCAGCUUGAGGUAGAGUUGAUAUACAAGUACACGUGUAACUUUUAUUUUUCAUGUUAUGUCCAGUGA
Orbicella faveolata is the source of this 666-nucleotide messenger RNA. RefSeq lists its product as uncharacterized. Lineage: Eukaryota; Metazoa; Cnidaria; Anthozoa; Scleractinia; Merulinidae. The record is from RefSeq and is a predicted model, not a curated record.